AUGCAAGGCCCAGAUGCAGCUCCCGCUGCCCCGACUGCCCCGCGCUCAAGACAUAGACGCCGUGGGAGAGGCCCCGCCACUCGCGAAGCCCAACAGAAUGGACCGACACAACAGCUGAACAACCAAACCGCAGCCGCCGUACAGCAACAGCAAGUGAAUGGCGCUGCAGAAACCGGACAACGCAGCAUCCAACAAGAGCAAUCUCGCCAGCGAAGGCCAAAUAAAGAUGGACGGGGAUCGGGAGCCCGGAGAGGGCGUGGCAAUGCAGCUCGAAGAGGCGGGCAAGGACAGAAUGCGGAGCAAGUCGAUCAAAUAUCACAGCCUCAGUCUCGGGGUAUGAGGGCUCGAGGUUUUGCAGCUCGUUUGACGAGGCCAGAUCAAGAGUCGGUCGAUCAGGGCCAAGAACCUGCGGCUCAUGGUGACGUUGACAGCCUCCGGGCAGAUGCUCCUGAUUUCGUACCGGGAAUGCCAGCAUCGACAGCUCAGCCUCCUCCUCAGUCGUCUGCGAAGGGCAAAGGCAAAGCAAGGCCGAAACCCCCGCCAAAGCCGCCCAAGGUUACAACGAAAUCCAUCGCCGAUGAUAUCGCCACCCGUAUCCACGAAGACAUUGCCCAUAAUCUAUAUGAAUGUCCCAUUUGCACAAGUGAACUAGGUCGCCGAUCAAAGGUCUGGGCUUGUGAACUGUGCUGGACAGUUUUCCAUUUAAGCUGUAUUAAGAAGUGGUCCACGAAUGAGGGUGCAGCUGCUGCCCAGAAUCGCCAGGCACAGGACGGCGAAACUUUCUCGGCUCCCAAGGCCUGGCGUUGUCCCGGUUGCAAUCUCUCUCACGAGGCGUUCCCGACCACCUAUACCUGUUGGUGUGAGAAGGAAGCGGACCCAAGACCAUUAGCUGGCUUGCCUCCGCACUCCUGCGGACAGACAUGCUCACGGCCUCGCAAGGGCUGUCCCCACCCUUGCGAUGCUACUUGCCAUGCUGGACCAUGUGCGCCAUGUACUGCAAUGGGACCAACGCAGGACUGCUUCUGUGGUCGGAAUUCGUCGACUAAACGAUGUCAGGAUACCGACUAUGAGCGUGGGUGGAGCUGUGGUGAGAUUUGUGGUGACCUUUUACCUUGCGGUGAACAUACCUGCCCUCUUCCCUGUCACGAGGGCCUAUGUGGUGCUUGUGAAGUUAAGAUUGAGGGCCGUUGCUACUGUGGAAAGGUGCAGUCUGAAAUGCUUUGCAGCUCGAAGGACGAAGAGAUGGACAGCAAGGUAGCCCGCGAUGACGGCUCCGAAGAGGAGUGGACGGGUUGCUUCAGUUGCAAUGAUGUCUGCGAUCGUCCCUUCGACUGCGGUCUGCACUCUUGCAAGAAGGCGUGCCAUCCGCAGGACUCCAGCCCUGCUCACUGCCCCAAGUCGCCAGAUAGUGUCACCCGUUGCCCAUGUGGUAAAACCCGAUUGACUGACAUCCCCGGCUUCACUCCCCGCACCUCCUGCGAGGACCCUAUCCCGAAUUGUCUGAAGCCAUGUGGCAAGAUGCUGCCCUGUGGUCAUUCCUGCGACCAAAUUUGUCACACUGGCCCCUGCGGAACGUGUAUGCGCCGUGUGCCCAUUGCUUGCCAGUGUGGACGCAACAGUGCCAUGAGUAUCUGUCACCAAGGCGAUAUCAACCCGCCUCAGUGCUUCCGCCAAUGCAAGACGACUUUGCACUGUGGUCGUCACGCUUGUAAUGAGCGAUGCUGCCCCGGAGAACAGAAGGCCAUUGAACGACAAGCCCUCCGCCGGAAAUUGAAGUCUCAUCUCCGCCCUACGGACGAAGAUAUCGAGGCAGAGCACAUUUGCACCCGGAUCUGUGGUCGAUUGCUGAAAUGCGGAAGACAUACAUGCCCGGAGCUCUGCCACAAGGGCGUUUGCAAUACCUGUCGAGAAGCGAUCUUUGAGGAGGUUUCUUGCAACUGCGGCCGAUCUAUUCUGUAUCCACCGCAGCCAUGUGGCACGAAGCCGCCUUCGUGCUCGUUCCCUUGUGCACGUCCCAAGUCGUGUGGACAUCCGCAGACUGCGCAUAACUGCCACACUGAUGAGGAGUCUUGUCCCAAGUGUCCGUUCCUGACCGAGAAAGAGUGUCUGUGUGGUAAGCGGGUGAUGAAAAAUGUACCUUGCUGGCUUACAGAUGCCCGUUGCGGUCAGGUUUGCGGCGCACUUUUGAAAUGUGGUUCUCAUUAUUGCAAAAAGGAUUGCCAUCGACCGGGUGAAUGUGAAGACGCGGAUAAGCCUUGCCAGCAAGCGUGUGGAAAGACCAAGACGCUGUGCGGUCACCCUUGCUCCGAGCAAUGCCAUGCUCCAUAUCCGUGCCCGGAAAAGACGCCUUGCUCGUCCACGCUUACAGUGACAUGUAGCUGUGGUCGACUGCGCCAGGAAAGACGUUGUGGUGCUGCCAAGGCUGUUACCUCCAAGGGCCAGCUUCAGCAGCCAGAGCGCUUGCCUUCACUUACUCCAUUGACGUGCGAUGAUGAAUGCUCCCGUCUAGAGCGGAACCGCUCCCUGGCAUCUGCACUUGGCGUUGACAUCGACAAGACGACCACUGUGCAGGCGUUCACCGCGGCUAACCUCCCAUACUCUGCCGAGACACUCGAUCAAUACGUCAAACUUGCCUCGACGGCUCCACUCUCGACUCUUCAAACAUACGAGUCCAGUCUGCACUCUCUAGCAACCGAUACCACGAAUCGUUCAUUCCGCUUCCAGCCUGCCAAGUCAACCCUCCGAGCUUACGCUCACUCUCUCGCAACGGACUGGGGCUUCGUCACCGAAAGCCAUGACCCCGAACCACACCGACACGUCUUCGUUCUCAAGCCACUGACCUGGACACCGCCCAUCUUCGGCAUGGGCAGCGGCUCAUCCAUCGGAAUCGGCGGCAUGAGUGUGCGUGGGUGCGUUAAGCUCCGCGAGCGCGAGCGAACUAAAGAACGCGACGCACAACGCGCCGCCGCGCUCGAAGCCAAGGCCGCUCGGAACGCUGCUAAGUCGCAAACAGGCGCCGACGGCUGGGCCCAGGUUGCUUCUCGGGGCAAGAAGUCUGGGGCAGAUAGUAGUGCGGCUAGUACUCGGAGCACCACACCUGUUCAGACUCCGUUCCAGAGCCGGUCUAUUUACUCUGCUCUUGUGGGUGGCAAGAUGCCUGAUACUUCGAGCCAGUCGUCUAAGAAGGAGCGCUUGGUUCUUCGAUCUGGUGUUGGUGCGGGCAAGGCGUUGCUGACGCAGUCUUCGGCUGAGGUCGUUGAUAGCUGGGAGGAAGCUGAGGAGAAGGAAGAACAGGCUGAGCAGGCCGAACAAGAGAAAGAGAACGAGAAAACAUUGGUCGAGGCACAGCCAGAGACUGCAGAGAGUGCUGCAGAAGUGGUUGAUCAGCCGGUGGAAGUUGGAAUUCAGAAUACCCCAGCCCUCGAAUCUGCCGAGGGCGAGGAGCCCGAACACGUUUGA
Penicillium daleae is the source of this 3459-nucleotide messenger RNA. Its product is annotated as putative NF-X1 finger transcription factor. Gene Ontology annotation, biological process: negative regulation of transcription by RNA polymerase II. Gene Ontology annotation, molecular function: DNA-binding transcription factor activity, RNA polymerase II-specific; 2 iron, 2 sulfur cluster binding; zinc ion binding. Gene Ontology annotation, cellular component: nucleus. The record is from RefSeq and is a predicted model, not a curated record. The transcript has a single exon. Lineage: Eukaryota; Fungi; Ascomycota; Eurotiomycetes; Eurotiales; Aspergillaceae. The coding region runs from base 1 to 3459 and encodes 1152 amino acids.